This is a messenger RNA of Coregonus sp. 'balchen', 509 nucleotides long. The record is from the annotation of a GenBank genome assembly. NCBI's taxonomy places the organism in Eukaryota, Metazoa, Chordata, Actinopteri, Salmoniformes, Salmonidae.
CUCUGCGCCCUGAAGCAAGCUGGCCGCCGCCUGGAGCGCCUGAGCAGGAAGUCUGGGCUCACUGGCCACGCUGAGGCCUACAAACUCAACCUCUCCACCUAUAGAGAUGCCCUCUGUGCUGCCAGGUCCACCUACUUCUCCAACAUCAUCAACAGCUCCAAUAAGAACUCCCGGACUCUGUUCUCCACUGUCAGCAAACUACUUCAGCCCCGUGACGACACCUUCUCUACUUCCUCCACAGCACUCUGCAACUCCUUCAGUUUUUCAAGGACAAAUUCACAAAAAUAAACUCAUUACUGACUGAUCAACCUCCUCCAGCCGCCCCUCCCCCUGUCAACCUCCCAACUGCCACCCUGAAACCCGGCUCUCCGAAUUUGCCCCCAUUGACUCUUCCUAUAUCUGAAAACUCAUCAUUUCAUCCGAGACUACAACUUACUCCCUGGAUCCUCUCCUCAUUGUUCUCAUCAAAGCCUGCCUGCUCUCUGUCCAUAUACCACACACAUCGUUAA